Molecule: messenger RNA, 9069 nt
Organism: Marmota monax (woodchuck)
Lineage: Eukaryota; Metazoa; Chordata; Mammalia; Rodentia; Sciuridae
Gene: Unc13a
Product: unc-13 homolog A
Exons: 45
Coding region: 117-5300 (1727 amino acids)
Biological process (GO): neuromuscular junction development; presynaptic dense core vesicle exocytosis; synaptic vesicle maturation
Cellular component (GO): presynaptic membrane; neuromuscular junction; synaptic vesicle membrane
Molecular function (GO): calmodulin binding; calcium ion binding; syntaxin-1 binding
Source: RefSeq, a predicted model, not a curated record
CCCGGGCGUGAGCAGAGCGCGGGCUGCAGCCGCGAGAUGCACGGAGCCGGCGGCCGCUGAGCCCGACCCCACCGAACCAGCCUGGCCGCCCCCGGCCCGCCGGCGACUCCGGAGCCAUGUCCCUGCUCUGCGUUGGAGUCAAAAAAGCCAAGUUUGAUGGUGCCCAAGAGAAAUUCAACACGUACGUGACCCUGAAGGUGCAGAAUGUCAAGAGCACGACCAUCGCGGUGCGCGGCAGCCAGCCCAGCUGGGAGCAGGACUUCAUGUUUGAGAUUAACCGCCUGGAUUUAGGACUGACUGUGGAGGUGUGGAACAAGGGUCUCAUCUGGGACACAAUGGUGGGCACUGUGUGGAUCCCACUGAGGACCAUCCGACAAUCCAAUGAGGAGGGCCCUGGAGAGUGGCUGACGCUGGACUCCCAGGUGAUCAUGGCGGACAGCGAAAUCUGCGGCACCAAGGACCCCACGUUCCACCGCAUCCUGCUGGACACGCGCUUCGAGCUGCCCCUGGACAUCCCCGAGGAGGAGGCGCGGUACUGGGCCAAGAAGCUGGAGCAGCUGAACACCCUGCGCGACCAGGACGAGUACUCCUUCCACGAGGAGCAGGACAAGCCGCUGCCCGUGCCCAGCAGCCAGUGCUGCAACUGGAAUUAUUUUGGCUGGGGUGAACAGAACGAUGACCCCGACAGUGCUGUGGAUGAUCGGGACAGUGACUACCGCAGUGAGACCAGCAACAGCAUCCCGCCGCCCUACUACACCACGUCGCAGCCCAACGCCUCUGUCCACCAGUAUUCUGUCCGCCCGCCGCCUCUGGGGUCCCGGGAAUCUUACAGCGACUCCAUGCACAGUUAUGAGGAAUUCUCCGAGGCGCGGGUCCUCAGCCCUACCGGCAGCAGCCACUACGCCUCCUCGGGAGAGCUCAGCCAGGGCAGCUCCCAGCUGAGCGAGGACUUCGACCCCGACGAGCAGAGCCUGCAGGGCUCCGAGCUGGAGGACGAGCGGGACCGCGACUCCUACCACUCCUGCCACAGCUCCGUGAGCUACCACAAAGACUCGCCCCGCUGGGACCAGGAUGAGGAGGACCUGGAGGAGGACCUGGAGGAGGACCUGGAGGAGGACUUGGAGGAUGAGGAGCUGCCCGAGGAGGAGGAGGAAGAGGAGGAGGAGGAGGAGGAAGAGGAGGAGGAGGAGGAGGUGCCCGACGACCUGGGCAGCUAUGUCCAGCAGGAGUCAGUUGCAGCGGAGCCCAAAGACUUCAAGCGCCUGAGCCACCCGCCAGCUGCUCCCGAGAAGGAGGACAAGGCCCCCACCUUGCCCACGGAGGCCCCCGAUGUGCCCAAGGCGACCUCCAAGCCACCCACACCUGAAGAGGUGCCUGGAGCACCGGAGCCUGAACCCCCCAAGGCUGAGGAGAGUUUCAGGCCACGGGAGGAUGAGGAAGGCCAGGAGGGUCAGGACUCCAUGUCCAGGGCCAAGGCCAACUGGCUGCGAGCCUUCAACAAAGUGCGGAUGCAGCUGCAGGAGGCCCGAGGAGAAGGAGAGAUGUCCAAAUCCCUUUGGUUCAAGGGCGGCCCUGGGGGCGGUCUCAUCAUCAUAGACAGCAUGCCGGACAUCCGCAAGAGGAAGCCCAUUCCACUUGUGAGCGAUCUGGCCAUGUCUCUGGUCCAGUCCAGAAAAGCUGGCAUCACCUCGGCCUUGGCCUCGAGCACGUUGAACAACGAAGAGCUGAAAAACCACGUUUACAAGAAGACCCUGCAAGCCUUAAUCUACCCCAUCUCCUGCACGACGCCACACAACUUCGAAGUGUGGACGGCCACCACGCCCACCUACUGCUAUGAGUGCGAGGGGCUGCUGUGGGGCAUCGCGCGGCAGGGCAUGCGCUGCACCGAGUGCGGCGUCAAGUGCCAUGAGAAGUGCCAGGACCUGCUUAACGCCGACUGCCUGCAGCGGGCCGCGGAGAAGAGCUCCAAGCACGGGGCGGAGGACAGGACACAGAACAUCAUCAUGGUGCUCAAAGACCGCAUGAAGAUCCGGGAGCGCAACAAGCCCGAGAUCUUCGAGCUCAUCCAGGAAAUCUUCGCUGUGACCAAGACGGCGCACACGCAGCAGAUGAAGGCAGUCAAGCAGAGCGUGCUGGACGGCACGUCCAAGUGGUCAGCCAAGAUCAGCAUCACUGUGGUCUGUGCCCAAGGCUUGCAGGCAAAGGACAAGACGGGAUCCAGUGACCCUUAUGUCACAGUCCAGGUUGGGAAGACCAAGAAACGGACAAAAACCAUCUAUGGGAACCUCAACCCCGUGUGGGAAGAGAAUUUCCACUUUGAAUGUCACAACUCCUCUGACCGCAUCAAGGUCCGCGUCUGGGAUGAGGAUGAUGACAUCAAAUCCCGCGUGAAGCAGAGGUUCAAGAGGGAGUCCGAUGACUUCCUGGGGCAGACUAUCAUCGAGGUUCGGACGCUCAGCGGCGAGAUGGACGUGUGGUACAAUCUGGAUAAGAGAACAGACAAAUCCGCAGUGUCUGGCGCCAUCCGGCUACACAUCAGCGUAGAGAUCAAGGGCGAGGAGAAGGUGGCCCCCUACCAUGUCCAGUACACCUGUCUGCACGAGAACCUGUUCCACUUCGUGACGGACGUGCAGAACAACGGGGUGGUGAAGAUCCCGGACGCCAAGGGGGACGACGCCUGGAAGGUGUACUACGACGAGACGGCGCAGGAGAUCGUGGACGAGUUCGCCAUGCGCUACGGCGUCGAGUCCAUCUACCAAGCCAUGACCCACUUUGCCUGCCUCUCCUCCAAGUACAUGUGCCCCGGUGUGCCCGCCGUCAUGAGCACCCUGCUCGCCAACAUCAACGCCUACUAUGCGCACACCACCGCCUCCACCAACGUGUCUGCCUCCGACCGCUUUGCAGCCUCCAACUUCGGGAAAGAGCGCUUUGUGAAACUGCUAGACCAGCUGCACAACUCCCUGAGGAUCGACCUCUCCAUGUACCGGAAUAACUUCCCAGCCAGCAGCCCCGAGCGACUCCAGGACCUCAAGUCCACUGUGGACCUCCUCACCAGCAUCACCUUCUUCCGGAUGAAGGUACAAGAGCUGCAGAGCCCGCCCCGUGCCAGCCAGGUGGUGAAGGACUGCGUGAAGGCCUGCCUCAACUCCACCUACGAGUACAUCUUCAACAACUGCCACGAACUCUACAGCCGCGAGUACCAGACCGACCCGGCCAAGAAGGGGGAGGUUCCCCCCGAGGAGCAGGGGCCCAGCAUCAAGAACCUGGACUUCUGGUCCAAGCUGAUCACCCUCAUAGUGUCCAUCAUCGAGGAGGACAAGAACUCCUACACCCCCUGCCUCAACCAGUUUCCCCAAGAGCUGAAUGUGGGGAAGAUCAGCGCCGAGGUGAUGUGGAACCUGUUCGCCCAGGACAUGAAGUACGCCAUGGACGAGCAUGACAAGCACCGCCUGUGCAAGAGCGCCGACUACAUGAAUCUGCACUUCAAGGUCAAGUGGCUCUACAAUGAGUACGUGGCAGAGCUUCCCGCCUUCAAGGACCGCGUGCCCGAGUACCCCGCGUGGUUUGAGCCGUUUGUCAUUCAGUGGCUGGAUGAGAACGAGGAGGUGUCCCGGGACUUCCUGCAUGGCGCCCUGGAGCGGGACAAGAAGGAUGGGUUCCAGCAGACCUCGGAGCACGCGCUCUUCUCCUGCUCCGUGGUGGACGUCUUCUCCCAGCUCAACCAGAGCUUCGAGAUCAUCAAGAAGCUCGAGUGCCCCGACCCCCAGAUCGUGGGGCACUACAUGAGGCGCUUUGCCAAGACCAUCAGCAACGUGCUUCUCCAGUACGCGGACAUCAUCUCCAAGGACUUCGCCUCCUACUGCUCCAAGGAGAAGGAGAAAGUGCCCUGCAUCCUCAUGAACAACACCCAGCAGCUCCGCGUCCAGCUGGAGAAGAUGUUCGAAGCCAUGGGAGGGAAGGAGCUGGACUCCGAGGCCAGUGACAUCCUGAAGGAGCUCCAGGUGAAACUCAACAAUGUCUUGGAUGAGCUCAGCCGGGUGUUCGCCACCAGCUUUCAGCCACACAUCGAAGAAUGCGUCAAACAGAUGGGUGACAUCCUCAGCCAGGUGAAGGGCACGGGCAACGUGCCCGCCAGCGCCUGCAGCAGUGUGGCCCAGGACGCCGACAACGUGCUGCAGCCCAUCAUGGACCUGCUGGACAGCAACCUGACUCUCUUUGCCAAAAUCUGCGAGAAGACGGUGCUGAAGCGGGUGCUGAAGGAGCUGUGGAAGCUGGUCAUGAACACCAUGGAGAAGACCAUCGUCCUCCCGCCGCUCACCGACCAGACGAUGAUCGGCACCCUCUUGAGAAAACAUGGCAAGGGAUUAGAAAAGGGCAGGGUGAAACUGCCAAGCCACUCAGACGGGACCCAGAUGAUCUUCAAUGCCGCUAAGGAGCUCGGUCAGCUGUCCAAACUCAAGGACCACAUGGUACGAGAAGAAGCCAAGAGCUUGACUCCGAAGCAAUGUGCAGUUGUUGAACUAGCCCUGGACACCAUCAAGCAAUACUUCCACGCCGGUGGAGUGGGCCUCAAAAAGACCUUCUUGGAGAAGAGUCCCGACCUGCAGUCACUGCGCUAUGCCCUGUCCCUCUACACGCAGGCCACCGACCUGCUCAUCAAGACUUUCGUGCAAACCCAGGGAGCGCAAGUCCAUGGUGGAAAGGGGACUAGGUUUACCCUUAGUGAAGACAUUUAUCCUGAGAAGGGCUCUGGGGUAGAAGACCCUGUGGGUGAAGUCUCUGUCCACGUCGAGCUCUUCACCCAUCCAGGCACUGGGGAACAAAAGGUCACGGUGAAAGUGGUGGCUGCUAAUGACCUCAAGUGGCAGACUUCUGGUAUCUUCCGGCCAUUCAUCGAGGUCAACAUCAUUGGGCCCCAGCUCAGUGAUAAGAAACGCAAGUUUGCAACCAAAUCCAAGAACAACAGCUGGGCCCCCAAGUACAACGAGAGUUUCCAGUUCACGCUGAGCGCGGACGCCGGCCCCGAGUGCUACGAGCUGCAGGUGUGCGUCAAGGACUACUGCUUCGCGCGCGAGGACCGCACGGUGGGACUGGCUGUGCUGCAGCUGCGCGAGCUGGCCCAGCGCGGGAGCGCCGCCUGCUGGUUGCCGCUCGGCCGCCGCAUCCACAUGGACGACACCGGCCUCACGGUGCUGCGUAUCUUAUCCCAGCGCAGCAACGACGAGGUGGCCAAAGAAUUCGUCAAGCUCAAAUCGGACACGCGCUCUGCCGAGGAGGGCGGUGCGGCGCCUGCGCCUUAGAGCGGGAGCAGGCCGGCGGGCGAUACUGCGCCUGCGCGGAGCGCGGGGCGGGGCGGGACUUGCGCGCUGGGACCGCCCAGAGGGCAAGUCUCCGGGCUCUGCGCAGUGGGCGGGCUGCGUCUGCGCCCUAGACUUCUUAACUUCUCCCUCUGGGGAAAGGCGAGCGGACGAUGCCCCGCCCCGCCGGGAGGGCACGCCCUAGGGCGCGAAGAAGGAAGAAGCCACAUUCCCCUACUUGAGGCCACGCCCUCGUCAUCUAAGGGGCCUUUCGAGCUGGGAUCGGAGGGAAACCUGUCCCUUUGAAGGAGGCCAUAUCCCAGGGCUCUGGUUCCGGGAGGCCCCGCCUCCUGUCCCCUGGAAAAGCCAUAAGAUGGGCUCCAAAUCCUGGGGCCCAAGACCAAUUGCCAAGUAUGGAACUCUCAGCUCCCUCGAGGAGCGGGCCCUGGGCAAGGGAUAGGGCUUCCUGGAGUCCCCUGAGAUGGGCCGAGGGGCUGUAGGCACCAGGAUGCCUGUUGGAGGGACCCGGGCAGACCGGUGUCCCUAUUGAUGUUUGUGCAAAAAAUAAGUGGGGGGAGGGGGAAGAAUGGGAUUUCAAAAGCACAUGCGCCCUCGGGCGCCCAAACCCAGGGGGCCGAGGGGACGGCUCUGGGGCAUCUGCACUUCCCCCACUACCCUGUGGGGAUUUGCCUCCCUUUUCCCCCCAACAAACCCAGUCCUCAUAGAGUUUAACACAUCCAUUUUACAAAUGGCGAAACUGAGGCCCAGAGAGCUGCUUGAGACUUGGCCCAGCUUCCCAGUGCCAUGCCCCCUCCCCAGUCCCUUAGACCUGUGUGCCCCGUGGAAGGGUGGGCUGAGAUCGGAUGACCCGACAUAGCUCCUCAUUGCUGCUAACUCCCCCUCAGGGGACCUCCCCCAGUACUUACAAGGUGUGGGGGUUAUGGGCCAAAACCCCUGUUGCACCCUCCCUCCUUCGGCUGCCAAGCAAGACCCCUGUCCUGAACCCUUUCUCCUGAGACUCCAGUGGGGAGUCCCUGAGAACUCUUGGCCUCCCUUCCAAAAGAGAGUGAGAAUUUGGGAUCCCCUGGACCCAGGCUCCCUCAGCCCCUUCUUCCUUUGCCAAAAUUCUCCAAGCAGGAAAGAACAGGAAGAGACCGGAAACUAGGGGUGUGGUGUGGUGUGGGUGUGUGUGUGAGAGAGAGAGAGAGAAUACACAGACAUGCUCAGAGCUUAGUCUCCAGAAUCUCAUCCAUUCAGAACCCAGGGCCACAGGAGCUCGUGCCCAGGUGGAGCCUCUGCUGCCUGAAGCUGCUCCAGUAGUGGGCACAGUUGGGUAACUUGGACGGAAAGUCAGCUCAUCCAAGUGGGGCCUUUUGGGAAAGUUUGGCAUGGCCUGUGUGCCCCACACAUGGACCCAGGCACAUACGGGAAGGGCAGGGUUGUGCUGCGCUAGGGAGAAAUUAAAAUGGGUUUGAGGAAUGGGAACUCAGGAGGGGAUUGUCUGCUAUGAAACUGAGGCAUCCUCCCACCAGAGCGAAAACCACCAGGUAGAGCAAGCCACAGGUGCAGAUGCCAGGAGGUGGACGUUUGGGGCACAGCAAGAAGGUGCUAUGGCUGAAGCCAGGCAUUAAGGAGGAUCAUCGGGAGCGAGGCGGUUGGAGAAAUGUCAGCCCAGGCGAGGCUCUGCAUGCUGCCCUGAGAAGUUUUGCUUUUAUUUUGAAACAUCUGGGGAUUCCCCAGGAGAUUUUGAAGCCGGAGACUCUAGUCCGGGUCCCAAAAGCUGCUGUAUGGAGAAGAGAUCAAUGGGGGGAUACUUUGAGGAUGUUGAAAUUGAUUUCUGGAAAAUUUUUUUUUGGAAACUAUAUUAAAAAUAAAAGAUAAGCCAGGUGCAGUGAUGCACAUCUGUAAUCCCAGCAGCUCAGGAGGCUGAGGCGGGAGAAUCACAAGUUCAAGGCCAGCUUCUGCAACUUAGUGAGGCUCUGAGCAACUCAGCAAGACCCUGUCUCUAAAAUAUUUUUUAAAAGGGCUGGGGAUGUGGCUCAGUGGUCAGUACCCCUGAGUCCAGUCCCGAGCGCCCCUCCAAAAUAAAGACAGAUUCUGCCUUUAGAUGAGCCCCGGGGCCACCAGGUGCUGCCUUGCAGGUUGUGCCCUGCUCCAGGAUUUGCCGUCUCCAGUUAAUCCAUCUGCAAAUCCUAGACGUUGAGUGACAUGUGUUUAUGAUGAUGGUCUCCUGAUACAUGAAUGGAAGCAUCUGGAAGGAGUGGAACUAGUUUUCAAUUUGCUUGAAGGUGCUUUGUGGCUCCUAAAUUCAGGCAAGGUUCAGGUGACCCGAAUUCUUGUACUAUAAUGUAAAAUGCAUUGGGGGUUCCAUCCAGGAGCAGGGUGGGGAACUCCAUUACAAGACCCAGGGGCGGAUUGGAAAUCUGGGCUUGCUGGGGGUGCAGCAACCAUAGGAUGGAUGGGUGACUCAGUUCAGAACACAGAAAUUUCCCAAGGGCAGAUAAUGUGUGACCUGGGACAGGCACCGAGCUGCCUGGCAGGAUACUUCCCAAAAGAUCCCGAAGGAGUCAUUCUGGUCAAGUCCUCUGUGUGUGUGUGUGUUGUGUGUGUGUGUGUGUGUACACGUGUGCGCAUGCGUGCGUCCGAGCGUGUGAGUCCCAGCACUGGCCCAGGCAUGUGGCGAGCCUCGGGGAGUAUUUGCUGAGUGCAUUUUUGCAACUCCCAGAGUAGGACUGUUUUUGGAAUCCCUCCCACAUUUCUUUACUCAGAGAAUUCCUAUGCAUCCUUCCAAACUCAUGAUUAAAAUACUGUAGAAACCCUCCCCCCUCCCUCAGGACGUCCCAGCUUCUGUCCCUUCCCCAGUCUAACCCUGAUGUCAAGACACUGGUGGUGUCUGUGGCUGGCUGUUCCUCCUGGCCCCGGGGCUGAGGCUUCUCAGGAGCCCCAAGUUGACCCAGCAUGAGGUGGGCACUGGGGGAUGGCAGUGAGGUCUCACCCAGUUGGAAGACGUGCAGGAGUGGGCAGGGGUCUGCAGGGACGGGGUCAUGCCCACGCUGCUGUCCUGCCAGCUUUCCCCUCCCCAACGUCCUGGAUACGUGGGAGGUGUCCAGACAGACUGCAGCUGAGUCCCAGUGGGGCACAGUGGGAUGAUAAGGUACAAACAGGGGAGUCCAGGGGCCUGGCAGCUGUUUGAAUUCAGGAAGUUCCUGUCUUGGCACAAGGCCCGGAGAGGGGCAGGGCUUCCCCCAAGAGCCACCCAGCAAGUGGACACAGAGGCCAGCCUCGAAUAACACCUCUGGAUUUUUGCCUUCACUUGGGGUUCCAGGCGGUGGCCCCAAAUUCCCAUGGAGCAAGGAAAAAAAUAAAGGAGGGUGCCCCUGGGCAUGUUGGGGUAACCCUAAGCGUUCCCUGCUUCCGAGCCAAAGCCCCGCCCCGAAAAGGGAUGGAGCCAGAGAUUCAAGACCCAGAGAGAGGAGGUGCAGACAGGCGACGUGCAAAAGGGGGUCAGGAGCAAGAGGGACCUCCCCUUCCGCUCCCACAAUCUGUCCUCCAAGGAUUUACAUAGAUUAGGAGGUGCCCGCCUGCACCCCCAUUCCUCAGGCCCCCAGCCUGCAGCAUCAUCGUGCCCCUCCCCCCAUCAGAGAUGCAAAAAACUUAACACCCAACUAGAAAUCCUUGGGACCUCCGAGACCCUCCGCUCUCGCCUGCGCUGUCCGUUUUGCAGAUGGGGACACUGAGAGCCGGGCGGAGCGAGGACAGCCUGGCACCUCCU